Molecule: messenger RNA, 487 nt
Organism: Cuculus canorus (common cuckoo)
Lineage: Eukaryota; Metazoa; Chordata; Aves; Cuculiformes; Cuculidae
Gene: NDUFA3
Product: NADH:ubiquinone oxidoreductase subunit A3
Exons: 4
Coding region: 76-330 (84 amino acids)
Cellular component (GO): mitochondrial inner membrane
Source: RefSeq, a predicted model, not a curated record
CCGCCCUCUCUUGUAGCACCGCCCCUUCCGGUGACGUCACAGCUGCCCUUGGCGCGGGGGCUGCUGGGAGCGGCUAUGGCGGGGCGCAUCACAGCCGCUCUCAAAUCCUUUUGGGCGAAGGAACCGGUGCUCGUGGUCAGUGUGGGGAUCGGCGCUCUCGCGCUGGUGUCGCCGUUCAUCAGUCCUUAUACCAAAUACUCGGGAAUGAUCAAUAGAGCCACUCCGUACACCUAUCCCGUGCCGCUGAGGGAUAAUGGGGCGAUGCCGGAUGUCCCCUCUCACCCGUGUGACCCCGAAGGGCCCAACCUGGAAUGGCUCAAAAACCUCUGAAUUCACCCCAAAAUCCACGGGGGGGGCAGGGGGGCACCCAACACCCCCCCCCCCCUUGCACCCCGAUUUUGGGGUUCUGGGGGGGGACGACACACACAGACACCCCAAUGUUUGCUCCCUCUCUCCUUCCCUAAAAUAGAGACAUUUGGGUUUCAAA